This is a messenger RNA of Thlaspi arvense, 771 nucleotides long. The record is from the annotation of a GenBank genome assembly. Lineage: Eukaryota; Viridiplantae; Streptophyta; Magnoliopsida; Brassicales; Brassicaceae.
UUGGGUAUAAUGGGUUCAAGCGCAGCAGAUUCUAAAAUUGUGAAGAACUGGAGAGAGCAACCUCCUUCUUCUUAUUCCCUCAAGUUCGACAAACUCUCGCAUCUUAAUCUCGACAAAUACGAAUCCCGUUGGUUCUUGUCCGGUGGAUACAACUGGUGCGUGAUCUUGAGAUUGGUUAUAUACCCAAAAGGAAACGAAAGUGAUAAUGGAAGCAAAUUCAUUUCAAUGUAUGUUGAAUUUGACAACACAAGCCUCACGUCUACAACAACAGCUGAGUGUGAGUUUGGUGUUGAUGUGACGGUUGCUUCCCCUUUUACCAAGUGGGAAGUCGUCUCUUUUGAUGAGGAACCCUCUAAUCCGAAAUUCUCACUACUUGUCGAGAAUUUCUCCUUGUUGAAAGAGAAUCCUUACGUAUCAAACAAAUUUUCAGUGGGAGGAAGAAAAUGGGUCUUAGAGUUGUAUCCCAAGGGAAGAUAUAGAGAAGAUGGCAAAUGUUUGUCAAUUUUUCUGAGUCUGGCUGAUAGUGAAACCACAUUGGAGGGUGAGAAGAUUUACGUGUGUGCAGAUAUCCGGGUAUUAGACCCACGUGGAUCCAAUCACGACACAAAAUCAUUUAACAGAUGGUACAAGCUGAAACCAGGCCAAGGGUGGGGUUGGGAGGAAUUUGUGUCUAUAGCCAAACUUCGGGAGGCUUACUUGGACGAAGACACUUUGAGUGUGGAGGUUGAAUUUAAAGUUGUUUCUACAACCAAAUGUUCUCCCACCACCUAA